Messenger RNA from Amoebophrya sp. A120, 2165 nucleotides. The record is from the annotation of a GenBank genome assembly. NCBI's taxonomy places the organism in Eukaryota, Dinophyceae, Syndiniales, Amoebophryaceae.
GAGGAACGCGCAUAUUCGAAAUCGAAACAAACGAAUAUAGGGCUUCUGAAGAAAACACAAACAGUUGGGAGUGAGAGAUAAAAACCUGAAAUUGAAAUUCUAAUUCUAGUACGAGAUAGACAUAACGCGCAAAGAAGAUCAUGAAAAUGUCACGCAGCACCGUGCCCGAGUCAUGUUUUUACUCGGCCGGGCGUCGGUUUUCGCUUUUGGGUAGUUCACGCUUCUUCGCGCUUUUACCGGUGAUAAUUUGUUCGGCGGGAGCUGUACCAGCUGCCAGAGGUUCUUUUAAUGGGGGCGCGGAAAGAACAAGUAGAGCCUCCUUCUCCCCCCUCGUCGGGAACCACUACUACAACUCAAAGAGCACCACGGAAUUACAACAAACAAAACACGACCAGCACAUUACGCCAGCUCCUUCGGGAAAGAAAGCUACUUCCGAUAAAAAACGGCAGGACAAGUCAACAUUGUCUCUGAAAAUCAAUCUGAAUUCGAAAAAAAGCGCACCGGGGGACGAUGACGGGCCGCGGGAGAAUGAAAUCGAAACUACCCAGGAAGACGACAAAAUAAAGAGCCAGGAGCUGUUGGCGCACCACAAGAAGGAACAGCUUGAUGAGACUCGUGUGAAGACCACUUCUCAGGACGAGGCCGCGGAGCAACAUGACCUCGAAAUGGAGCAUGAAGAGGAGGACGAAGAGGAGGAGGAUGAGGAUCAUCAUCACCAUCAUCACCAUCACCAUGGUCAUAUUCAGUGCAAAAAUAUCUUCGUGCUAGAGGAGCUAGUCCUGAUUGCAUUUCUACGGCUGUGUGACAAGUUUGCCAUCGUCCGUUGGAGAUGUUGUUUCACAUCGUGGGAAAAUUUUGUAUGUCGCUUAGGAUUCUGAAAUACCAGCUCGAUACUUUUGUACAAAUGCAUAGGUCAUCACCACCAUCGUCACCCUCACCACCACCAUCAUCAUCACCAUCAUCACCACCACCACCACCAUCACAACGACGAUGAUGAGCUGUCCCAAGGAACUUAUCAAAUGCAAAAAUAUCUGGCUCUGGGUCUGGAAACUUGUAAUGCUAGUUUGUGCAUGGUGGGCGCACUGCGAUACGCAGCCACGCAUGACAAGUUUCUGAGCUCCUAUGUGUUUCGCUUCCCGCAUGACAAACUGCGUUUUUGCGUGAGAGGUAAGAGGCUGCUGCCCUGCGCAUAUAUGACAGAUUCCAGAACCAGAGUCAUGCGAGACAAGCAUGACAAACUACUUGCAUUCUUCCAGACCCAGACAUUUUUACAUUCGAUAGAGCUCCUGAAGAAACAACAACCACUUCUUUCAAAGUCACCCAAAUAGAUCCUUCGAAAAAGACUGGCGUAGAAGUUCUUGAGCAGGAUGAAAAAUCUUCAUCUACAACUUCCGCCGCUACAACGUCCUCUGCUUCUUUCCAAGUCAUGUUGAAUGCGAGAAAAGGCACGGGAUCGUCUGGAAGUAGGAUAGCUUCCACCUCUGAGAGCGGUCACUCGUCGGUGAAAGAGGUGCACAAACACGCGGAGGAGGAGGAUCAGGAAUUGGCGCAGCACAAGUUCCUCUCUGGUUCUACAAAAACGAAAUCAACUUCUACUUCUACCGCUUUCAAGAUGACGUUGAGCAAUUCCAAAAAAGAAGCCCAGCAGAAGGAACAAGCCGGUCUUGCUACGAAACAAGGGUCUUCCACUACUUCUUUCAAAAUGACGCUGAACAAUGCGAAAAAACACACAACGUCACAGGACCUGCACCUCCGUCGUGAAAAGCAAGGUACUGGCGCUGGCGGCGACGCGCUGCCGCAGUGCGGCGGCACCGUGACCCUGUCCAUUCAAAAUGACAUCAUGUGGAUCUGCGACAAAAUGACGGAUAUGCGAAUGCAAAUAUGUUUUUUAUCUGCUAUUUUUGCGUCUGGAAAAUUAAAGUUUGUCUUGCCAUGCACUCCUUGCUCGCAACAUAGGUGUUGACGGCAGACAGAAGCUUGUUCGCAUGGCAAACACGUGCACCUGCAUUAUAAUUGUGGCCGAACGAAUGACAGAGUUGUCAACAUGCCUGCUCCCGAGCGUCCUUCCAAACUAAUUCACGGUGGUAAUAUUGAAAUAUUUGCAAUGCAUAACAAUGCGCCAAGGGGUUGCCUCCGGCGGAUUUUUGCACUACAAACUCGGGAAU